Archocentrus centrarchus (flier cichlid) is the source of this 5146-nucleotide messenger RNA. It is a transcript of the gene spag5, whose product is annotated as sperm associated antigen 5. The transcript is spliced from 25 exons. The coding region runs from base 158 to 5044 and encodes 1628 amino acids. Lineage: Eukaryota; Metazoa; Chordata; Actinopteri; Cichliformes; Cichlidae. The record is from RefSeq and is a predicted model, not a curated record. Gene Ontology annotation, biological process: regulation of attachment of spindle microtubules to kinetochore; cell division.
AAUGUACCAAUAGCAGCGCUGCUAUUUGUGUUUUUGAAUCAAACGCGGUUGAUGGCAGCUUAGUACAAGAUUUGUUUACUCCGUUCUCGUCUCCGUUGAAACUGGUUGAAGUUAGCUGGUAACGUUUAGAAGGUAGUUUUCUGAGAUUGUCAGAGCAAUGUCCUCCAGAAGGUCCAGUUCCGAAGGCUUGCUUUCCAGCCGGUCCAGAGAGCGUACCCCUCUGAGAAGUCUGGACAAUGAGAUUCUACACUUGUCAACUCCAUCAUCGAGGCUGAGAUCAAAAUCACAACUCAGCAGUGAUGCUGUAAAAAUGACAAUGGAUGAUGUUCCUCCUAGUGAACGAAAGCCCCAGUUAUACUCGCCUCCAUCCACCAAAAUGAUGCAAACCAAUCCUCCAACAACUGAUACAACUACUGAGCCUGCUUGUGGACUUUCAAAUAUAACAUUUAAAUCCUUCACUUGUGCUGGUGGUGAAGUUGAGAUAUUAGACUCUUUACUGCAUGCAGAAGAGAGUAUUAUUUUGCCUAAAGACCAGAGUACAUGUAACACUGAAAUGGAAGAUACCAUCAUCACUCACAGUGUGAUAAUGCAGUCAUGCUGUGAACACAUCGAGCAUCCCUACCCCAUUCUUGAGAAAAACGAUCCUGACUCUGUUAACAUCAGUGCGCCACAUCCCUGUAAAAAUGACAGCACUACACAGGCUUCUUGUGACCUGGAUGAUUUUGACCAGGAGUGUCAAGACGAAGAUGUUGAUCACCCAUACUGUAGUAAUGACAGUGAUGUUCCUGACAUCAACACCUUCUCUGAGACGACAGAGAGUUCAGAAAAACCUGCUAAUGGACUGACCGAUGUAACCUUUAAAUUAUUAAACUGCACUGGAGGAGAGAUUGAAAUUUCAGAGGACACCAACCUUGAACAAGAGUCUGUUCCUCUACCAGCUAACCACGCUGUUACCAACAGUGAGUCACAUGAUUUUGUCUUGGAUUCAAGUGAACUAGCUUGUGACUAUAAUUUACAAAAUGACAUCAAUCAUUUUGAUCACCCUUACUGUAAUGUUCAGAAUGAUUCAUCACCUCCACGUGGCAGCCUUUUAACUGCCCAGGAAGCAUCAGCACACAAUGCUGAUGAUGUAGGAGUCAAACAGAUAAGCCAGGUGGUAUCUGAUAGCCAGGCUGACAGCCAAGAAGGUGCUACAGUCGACUGUUUUAUUGCAGCUGAAGAUGAAAAAUUAGAUGAGACCCAAUUGUUAAAGAAGAUGACAUCCCUUCUACCUGACAACCAGAUUGUAAUCUGUCCCCUCAGUAAAAAUGGUGCAUUCACUUCCAUUACACAUGAUCACUUUCAUGGUGACUUUGAGAAAGCUAACAGCCUCUUGGAAAAUGACACAAGUGUUGUAGAUACUGACCCAGCAGCUGUUAGCAGAUCUUCAGUGGAUAAUGAAUCUUUAAAAGCUUUGGAUACUGAAAAAGGUAACUGUAAAGAAAUGCCAAAGUAUACAGUAAAUCCUGAGGAUAGUGUAUUGCCUCUGAUGGUUCAGAAUUUUCAGAUUUCUGAGUGCAGCCAACUUGCAUGUUCAUCAGAGAGUGCUUCAGCUGUGGAAAUGCAGCAGCAGCAGCAAGUGGAACAUGUCUCUCAAGUGAACUCCUCCAGGAAACCUUCUGAAUCCAGUGAAGAACAAGACAGUGCCAUUGGCUCAUCUGGAAAUGGUCCUGCUCUUUGUAACUCUGCAGAAAAAUCUCCUGCAGAGAACUUUACUGAUGUACUGAAAGCCCUCUCAGCAUGUCCCUCGGUUGCCUCAGCUUUGCAGUUGGGAAUGUUUAGUCCUGUUGUCAGGAGAGCUUCUCUGUCUUGUUUAAAGGCUUGUGGGGAUCCAGCUCAAGGCAAGUUUGCCACUGAUGAGUCUGCUCUUGAGGUUGAGAAAACAUUGUUGGCUCCACUUAACAUCGACCUCUCUGGGUUAUGGGUGGAGCAUUUGGAAAGCCCUAUGCCUCGUCCUCUGCUAAACUCCACAGCAGUAGGUCACAAGCCCAGACCAAGCCCACACAGGGAGCCAGUUAAGGAUUUGGGACAUAAAGUCUGUGCAGAGCCUCAGACCGAAGUUGAGAAACCAGUGCUGAAUUUUCCAUUGAUUUCCGAUGGUCCGCUUCAGCAGCAACUUCGGCAGAUGGCAGAGUUCCUCAUGUUGGCAUCUGGAAAGAUGGGCCCCACUGUUGUUUCUGCUCCUGCUCCACCUCCUGCUCCUUCAGUCAGAGAUACUCCUGUAGAGUCCAUUAGUGUCUGUGUGGGCAGUAGUCCUGUGAAACUGGUUGACCACAGCCUCAAUACUUCCGGCCUGUUUGAGAGGAAGAGAGAAUUCUCUGUGGCUGAUUCCUGCACUGUGACUGACCCUCUCCUAUGGAAUUUACCUCCUGGCAGCCUGGAGUGCCUCCCCAGACAGGAGCUGGAACAGAGGCUAAGGUCUAGCAUGAUCAUGGUUGAGGCCCUGGUGCAACAGUUGGCUGCAGCAAGAGCACAAGGAGGUCCACCUGCUGGCCCUGCUCCUUCAGACCUCAGAGAGAAACAAGUGCAGACAGAUCACACAGAACUCAGUCAGACCACAAUGUAUAGAGAGCUGUAUAUGGAGGCUUUGAGCAGGAUUGGGGAGUUGGAGUUUGAUGGAAGUUCUCUACAAAACCUCAUCCAGUGUCUGCAAGACAUGAGGGUCACCAUGACGUCUUUGAGAAGUGACACGGACACUGCUCUGACUAACAUGAAUGAAAUAGGUGAUAUAGUUAAAGAGGACCAUCGAAGCCUUGUUUCACAUUAUGGGCACAUGACGUCUCUAUUUGAGAAAUCAAAGGAUAUACAGAGCAGGAUGAUGCAGAAGGUCAAAGAAGCUCUUCAUCAGAGAAAUGACAUGAGGACUCAGAUGGAGGAAGCCUUCACAGCCAAGAAGACAGCUUUCAGUGCUAUGGAACAGCUGAGGACACACUGUGCCACAGAAAUUUCACUUCUGGAGAAGAGUGUGGGGUCUCAGCAAGAACUGUUGGCCGCCCUUAACCUGAGCUAUCCAGAACUGGUUGGAUUAAACAAGGCCUAUAAUGAAACACUGAACUCUGCUUCAGAUCUUUUGUCUGAAACCACAGAUGAACAGUCCACUUUGAUGAAGGAGCUCUUCACGGUCAGAAGCCUUCUCCAGAAAACUGCUCCCAUGCUCCUGAAGCUGAAGGAUAAGGCAGCUGCUGCUUUGAGAGAGAGGGAUGAGCACAUUUCUGUGAGAGACCAAGCUAUUACAGAACGAGAGCAGAUUGAAGAAGAAUUGAAUGAAACUCAUUUGAAUUUCCAAGCUGCCAGAGAACAGAUUGGGGAUUUAAAUCUGCAGGUGACAAUUCUGACAUCAGAAAUGGGUGUGCUGCGACAGAAGCUAACAGAAAAGGAGGAGGAGACGGGCCAGCUAGAAAGGAAGGUGACCGAGCUAUCUGCCACAGUUUCCUCCACGUUGGCAUCCUACACUUUCUUGGAGCAGGCCCUUACUGCUGAGACUACCAAGUUGCAGCAGUCAUGGAAAGACAAACAAGAGGCUAAAGAUCGAGCAAAUGAGUUGGAGGUGUCACUGAGUCAGUCAGAGCAGCAUGUGUGUGAGUUGAGUCAGGCUCUGGCUCAGAGUGAGGAGCAGCGCAGUCAGCUGCAGUCCCUCUCACACUCUCAGAGUCUGCAGAUCCAGGAGCUCCAAGAUGUCUGCACACAGCUCAGGGGUGUGCAGGAAAUGAACGAGUUCCUACAGAUGGAGAAUGAGUUGGCAAGGGAGCAGAUGGCUGAAAGUGAGGGUACGCUGAGGGAAAACCUGCAGGGCCUUCGGGAGAGGAACAUCCAGUGUGAGGACCUGAAGAAAGAAGUUUGUCAACUUAAGCUUGAGAACAGGAUUUUGCAGGAGGAACUUGAAACCACCAGGUCUCGAGCCAGGUCAGCACAGUUGGAGCUUGAAGAGAAGAUGGCUCAGGCGGUCACUGAAAUCACUUUGCUCCAUCACACACUGAGGGGACUGACCAAUGAGCUACAUGAUGACCUUAAUGAAAAGAAACCACAACCCCAGAAGUAUGAAGAGUCUCAAUCAGUCUGCAAUGUGGAGCGUUGUCUCCCCUCUGCCUCCUUUGUUGACAGCAUCAUGGGGGCAUUAACUGCUGAGAAAGUGGAAGAAGUCAAAUCAGAAACUCCUGCUGAAUCAGCCCCUUCAGACACACCUGAGCCACAGCAAGAAGCUUUAUUCAAUGAGAUGAGUGCCUUCACCCGCAUCACGGCCAUCACCCCUAAAAAGAAUACGAACACAGUCGAGAUUCAACCAGAGGAAGAGGAGCAGAGCGACAUGGCAAAGCUGCUGGCUGACCUGGGCAGCACUGUCACAGAGCUCAUCAGCACGCUGAAGCUGGUGCAGCAGCGCAAAGACGCUCAGCUGGAGGAGCUGCACAGCUCGACCUGUGGCCUGCAGGUGGAGCAGCAAGCUGCAAAGAACAGACAUGAAGCUGAGGUUUUUGAGCUCAAGCAUCAACUGAGACGUCUGAAUCACCUGGUUGAGAAGGGAAAUCAGGCUCUGCAGCAGAAAGCUCAGGGUGAGAAAACUCUGGCUACAUUGAUGGUUGACAUACAGGAGACCCAGGAAAUCCUAAAUAAACACAAGACUGACAACAAUGAAUUGAGAAGGGAUGUGACUGAGCUCCGUCGUGCUCUCCAGCAGUCGAAGGUGGAGUCUGAAUUCCUGCGGGAGGAACUGAGGAAAGCUGGGGGCCAGUCGGCAAAUCCAGAACAUUUCAUGGAAGAGAACAUCCAGUUAUUGAAAGAGGUGGAGAGGCUGAAGGCCAGUCUGCAGGAAGCGGAACAGGCCAAAGUCAGAAUCCUCGAAAGAGCUAAGAGACACCAAAUCAUCUAUCAGAGCAACCAGCAGAAAAGCGAGAACGAGCUUCAGAUAUUAAACAACAUGAUCAACAAAGUUCGGGAGACCUUGUUGUCUUUGCCAGCAGUUGUGAAGAACUGUGAACCUCUCCAACAGCUUGUUGAAUACAUUGGCUGACAUGUUUUCCUCGUGUGUUGUAUUUAUGUUUUAGUUUGUUUUGGUUCUAAAUUGUCUUGGUUCUAAAUUCUUAUCGUGAUUAAAAUAAAAUUUUAAAACUCU